This is a messenger RNA of Mesoplodon densirostris (Blainville's beaked whale), 414 nucleotides long. It is a transcript of the gene CRABP1, whose product is annotated as cellular retinoic acid binding protein 1. NCBI's taxonomy places the organism in Eukaryota, Metazoa, Chordata, Mammalia, Artiodactyla, Ziphiidae. Gene Ontology annotation, cellular component: nucleus; cytosol. The record is from RefSeq and is a predicted model, not a curated record. Gene Ontology annotation, molecular function: fatty acid binding. The transcript is spliced from 4 exons. Gene Ontology annotation, biological process: fatty acid transport. Bases 1 to 414 code for a protein of 137 amino acids.
AUGCCCAAUUUCGCCGGCACCUGGAAGAUGCGCAGCAGCGAGAAUUUCGACGAGCUGCUCAAGGCGCUGGGUGUGAACGCCAUGCUGAGGAAAGUGGCCGUGGCGGCUGCGUCCAAGCCGCACGUGGAGAUCCGCCAGGACGGGGAUCAGUUCUACAUCAAGACAUCCACCACGGUGCGCACGACUGAGAUCAACUUCAAGGUCGGAGAAGGCUUUGAGGAGGAGACAGUGGACGGACGCAAGUGCAGGAGUUUAGCCACUUGGGAGAAUGAGAACAAGAUCCACUGCACACAAACUCUCCUCGAGGGGGACGGCCCCAAAACCUACUGGACCCGCGAGCUGGCCAACGACGAGCUCAUCCUGACGUUCGGCGCCGACGAUGUGGUCUGCACGAGGAUUUAUGUUCGGGAGUGA